Messenger RNA from Elaeis guineensis (African oil palm), 1377 nucleotides. Its product is annotated as probable xyloglucan endotransglucosylase/hydrolase protein 32. Gene Ontology annotation, molecular function: xyloglucan:xyloglucosyl transferase activity; hydrolase activity, hydrolyzing O-glycosyl compounds. Gene Ontology annotation, cellular component: cell wall; apoplast. NCBI's taxonomy places the organism in Eukaryota, Viridiplantae, Streptophyta, Magnoliopsida, Arecales, Arecaceae. The record is from RefSeq and is a predicted model, not a curated record. Gene Ontology annotation, biological process: xyloglucan metabolic process; cell wall biogenesis.
UUACCACGCUGUUCACCAAACUUCUCUAAAGUUCUUGCUCUAGGUGACUUGGAUCUUAUUACCUGUUCCUUUCCUUCAUUUCUACCCAGUCCCUCAUUUUCUGUGUCUCCAACUAUAGCCUCUCAUCACUUCCCUUCUUAUCAGUCUUCUAGUGGUAGGACCCUGAAAUCUUUCUAUUUAUUCUCUCUGUACAGCCAUGCUCUUUCCUCAUUGGAGCAUCAGCAACAGCCACUCUUGUUAGCCAUUCUUCCUUCCCAUUUUCCUACUCUUUAUGGCUCUUCUUCUCCCAUCACUUCUUCUCCUCUUGCUACAUUGGAGCAAUGCUCAGCCCUCCCCAGGAUACUAUCCAAGCCACAGGUUUAGGCCCCUGAGGUUUUAUCAUGGGUUUAACAACCUUUGGGGUCCUCAGCAUCAGUACGUCUCCGGAGACCAGUCCUCAGUCACAAUCUGGCUUGAUAGGAACUCAGGAAGUGGCUUUAAGUCCAAUCGCCCAUUUCGUAGUGGAUAUUUUAGUGCUUCAAUCAAGCUCCAGCGUGGCUACACUGCAGGAGUAAUCACUGCCUUCUAUCUUUCGAACAAUGAAGCACACCCCGGCUUCCAUGACGAGGUCGACGUCGAGUUCCUAGGGACGACACCGGGCGAGCCAUACACCCUGCAGACUAAUGUGUACAUCAGAGGAAGCGGAGAUGGAAGAAUCAUUGGUAGGGAGAUGAAGUUUCAUCUGUGGUUCGACCCAACUGCUGGAUUUCACAACUAUGCCAUACUUUGGAAUGCUAGAGAGAUCAUAUUCUACGUAGAUGAUGUACCGAUACGCCGAUACCCGAGAAAGAGUGUGUACACAUUCCCUCUCCGGCCGAUGUGGGUUUAUGGCUCCAUUUGGGAUGCAUCAUCCUGGGCAACUGAUGACGGCAAAUACAAGGCCGACUACCGCUAUCAGCCGUUCGUUGCAAGCUUUACGAGGUUUGUCGUCCAUGGGUGCUCCGCUUUUGCCUCGCCGCGCUGCCGCCCGGUGCACUCCUCGCCGUUCGGCAUCGGCCUCAGCUCCCGGCAGUCGAUGGCCAUGCAUUGGGUCCAGAAGCAUUGCAUGAUCUACAACUAUUGCUGGGAUCAUAAGAGGGACCAUUCCCUGACGCCUGAGUGCAGGAACUAGUUAAUCUACUUGUUUACUGAUACAAUUCAUCUCCUCUAUUGGCUUGCCUAUCUCUCUAAACGUAUUUAAGGGAGGGUUCUUAUCCUUUUGUAUUUUUUUCCUGCCAAAUCCUAGCGGCCGAGGCAUGCCUGCCGGCCCAUUUCUACUCCUAUGAAAGGUUAAAUAUUGUGUACCUUGUAUGACUAUUGCCUGGCUUUAAUUUUAUGUGGUGAAAUAAAUAGGAGACA